Molecule: messenger RNA, 279 nt
Organism: Cydia pomonella (codling moth)
Lineage: Eukaryota; Metazoa; Arthropoda; Insecta; Lepidoptera; Tortricidae
Gene: RpS19a
Product: small ribosomal subunit protein eS19A
Exons: 1
Coding region: 1-279 (92 amino acids)
Biological process (GO): translation
Cellular component (GO): ribosome
Molecular function (GO): structural constituent of ribosome
Source: RefSeq, a predicted model, not a curated record
AUGCGUUCCGUCACGCUUAAGGAUGUUAAACAAGAUAAGGUCGUCAAGAUCGUCACUGCCCACUUGAAGACGGGCAAGGUCAAGGUCCUAGAACACACAUACCCCGACUGGUUCUAUGUACGCUGUGCCGCCAUCCUGCGUCAUAUCUACAUCCCCGUCGGAGUCAAGACCGUCACCAGGAUCCUUGGUGGCCACAAACGCAACGGUGUCACACCCUCAGCUUCUGCAGAUUGUCCGGCAGCAUCGCCCGCUAGGCGCUCCAGGCCUUGGCAGCCUUGA